AUGGGUGACUCAAGUAAACCUACCACAUCUACUACGAUCUACACAACUACAGACAGUCAGCACAAAUGCUAUUUGUUUAAACAUCUAACAUUCCAGCUAUAUAGCGAACUAAGAAUUCGAAUGGGAAGUUUUGUUUGGGUUCUUACUCCACAUCAGGCAUCAAGGGAUGGAAGACAUGGGUUUGAUAUUGAAGUCAAGGUCACCGGACUAAAGUCCGGAGAAUAUUUGACUUCUGAGUUCUCGUUUCAACAACCUGGAAACGUGAAGCAAGUAUUUGAGAAUUCAUUCGACUGUUUUAGAAAUACAUUUUUCUAUAGAAAUGCUCUGACAUGCCCCAUGGCAUCGGGAGAGAAUGGAAUUGUCUCGACUCGUUACUCUCACUAUCGGUUCCUGAGACACAAGGAUUCGGACGAACCAAACGAUUUAGAAGAAGCCGAUGACUGGAUAUCAACUAUUCCUUUGGAAUGGAAUACUUCUGGAGAAGCUCCGGUGUUUAACGAUUUAAACAUCGAUUUCAUAGAUACAGUUUAUGCUGCAGAAGAACGAAAAAACUCAUUCAUGUACUAUUUUGUUGUGGAGGCUGCUCAGAAGACAACAUACGCACCAUAUCGUCCUCAACUUUGCUGGCCAAAAGCAACAAAAACAGCGAAAUAUCUCAAUAACAAAUGGAUCUCUGUUGAUGGAAACUGGUUUCACAAAUGGCCCAAGUUCAACAAAUUCAUGGAAAACGUUGAUCUUCUUGCCCCAGACGAUUAUGAAGACCUGCUUGAUAUACUGGGCACUUACUAUCAUUCCUGGAACAUUGAUCAUUUCCGGUUGCAAGAGAUCGUAAGAGCUGCUGAGAAAUUUGGUUUUUUCGAUUUCCCCCAAAAAAUGAUUACGAUGGGAAAUGUUGAUAUGUACUUCAGCUCCAUGAGAUCAGUUUUAUUAGCACCGACUGAUCAUCCACUUCUGUCUGUGAAAGAAAAUGUAUCCAAAAAGAUCUACGAGGAAAACUAUGGUGUCACCGUGAAAAUGAUAGAUCAUCAGGACCACGGCGGUCAUCCAGUCUACAACAGUUUCAAAACAAAAAAUGGAAUGAACUGGACUGUGAAUCUGCACAGAAAAAGUUAUUCCGGACAAGAGUAUCUUUGUGUCUCUCUUAUACUCAAUGGACCAUAUAAACCAGAUGAAAAUCAACUGUGGAGAGUUGAAUUCGGUCCAUUAAAGCAUUCCAGUCUGGGAAGACUUCCUAAAAAAGUUCACGAAAGAGUUCUUAAUACAGUCCAGAGAACUAUCGUCUUUCCAACAUGCUGGCUUUGGAGUGAUGUUUUAAGAGACAUGGGACAGAAUGGUCCGUUCAAUUUCACGUUUAGAACUGCAUGCAGUGCAUUGUCUGGAUGGAAGUUCUCUACAGUUUCUGGGAAACAAGGAGUAACGGGAGUUACAGAUGCAGAAAUUCAGUGUAAAGAUGGAAACAUUGUUGCCGUCAACAAAAGCUAUCUCCAAUGGACAUGCCGAGCGUUGCGAGAAUGGGUGCCAAUGCCGAAUAAGCCAAACCGAAUGGAGAUGAAUAACUUGGAAUUCGAGGAAUUCGUUCAUUUUCUGGACCAUCUUUAUCAUGUUUCCAAAGUGUAUACAAUGGACAUUUGGAAAAGAGUAUUCAAAGUUGCACAAAUCAUGAACUGCGAUCGAGUCACCGAUCAAUUCGAGCGUACAUGUGUCCGAACAAAUGUCAAAAAUGUCAACGAUAUGAAAUUCAAUGACAACUAUUCUUUGGAGUUUUUGAAGUUCAAUGUGGAAAUGCGUGAUCAACUGGAAAUGGAAUCGAUUGACGAAUACCUUCACAGAUCCAAAGAGCCAGUUGUCAACCACUUUGAAAAUAGUUAA
This is a messenger RNA of Caenorhabditis remanei, 1869 nucleotides long. RefSeq lists its product as uncharacterized. The record is from RefSeq and is a predicted model, not a curated record. Bases 1 to 1869 code for a protein of 622 amino acids. The transcript has 9 exons. Lineage: Eukaryota; Metazoa; Nematoda; Chromadorea; Rhabditida; Rhabditidae.